Bipolaris maydis ATCC 48331 is the source of this 324-nucleotide messenger RNA. Lineage: Eukaryota; Fungi; Ascomycota; Dothideomycetes; Pleosporales; Pleosporaceae. The record is from RefSeq and is a predicted model, not a curated record.
AGGAGACGAGUAGAAAUUGGAUUGAAUCGCACAAAGAGAGAAAAUCAAGAUAGAUAGCUAUGAUACACAUGCCUGCAUAUCUACUUAAACAAGUGCGCGCUUGCGUCUUCAAAAAAACAUAUCCGUCGUCUCUCCAAGCCAUCAAAAAUGGUAACUUCAUACAAGAAAAGAGCGAAUGGACGUCCGAGGCCAGCCAUACGGGAGGUUGGGUGGGGUAUCUCGAAGCAUAUAUACAUGUAUAAAACGAAGGUCACGAACGACCUUCUCACCGAGGUGAGAGAGAUGUCAUAAUCGUAUCCCAAAAGGUUAUGGGCAGGUGUGUAU